CAGCAGUCCAGACGUUCCAACCUGCUGAUGGGCCGCGUUCCCAAGCGUCGUGCUCAACCCACACCUGAGCCCCCCGAUAUGUUAGAGGACGAAGUUCAGUUACCAGCUUCUACUGCAGACGCUGAGGUCGAUACCUCCCCAUCGACGUUACUGCUCUCCCCAGUGUGUACAAACGGCAGAACUGGCAGUCGGGUGCACACUCGGCCUCGGUGCGAACGCGUCUGUCAGGCACUGCAGCAGUCACCAUCCGCGAUCACUGAGGCCAACGAGGACCAAUUGCCAACCAACGAACCCAACUCCAGGAAGCCUUCAGAUCCACAGGUGAUCAGUGAAGCCUCAAACUCGGCCGCCAAAGCUACGAGCGGGGACGUCAGUACCUGGUGGACUGGUUUUGAGGCCACAACCAAUUACAAUACAAAUAUACUCGCGCCAGAUCAACCAUCUCCUUACCAAUCGUCAAACCAGGAUGAGCUAACUAUAGCUGGCGUGCCUCCUGAGCGUUUCCACCUUCGCUCGCGGCUGCCGGCUGUCGGCCCCGCGUACUUCCUCCAUCUGACCUAUUACUCCGUUCUGAGCAGAUGUUAG
Dibothriocephalus latus is the source of this 585-nucleotide messenger RNA. The record is from the annotation of a GenBank genome assembly. Lineage: Eukaryota; Metazoa; Platyhelminthes; Cestoda; Diphyllobothriidea; Diphyllobothriidae.